Linum tenue is the source of this 1420-nucleotide messenger RNA. The record is from the annotation of a GenBank genome assembly. NCBI's taxonomy places the organism in Eukaryota, Viridiplantae, Streptophyta, Magnoliopsida, Malpighiales, Linaceae.
AUGCAUGCUCAUUUGAGGCCUAUCACGUGCCUGGUAUUCAGUGAUGACGAUUCGCUUCUGGUUUCGGCGGCCGAGGAUGGUUGUGUUAGAGUCUGGCCUCUUUUGACGGUGGUUGGUGUUCAACAAAGAGAUCAAGCAAGUAAUCUCUACUUGCAUAGCUUUGCAGAGCACACUUUGCCUAUAACUGACUUGGUAAUGGGACACGGGGGUGGGAAUGCUGUUAUAAUCUCAGCUUCCGAGGACAGGAGUUGCAAGAUAUGGAGCUUAUCUAAGGGCGUUUUGUUAAGAAGUCUUGUGUUUCCCUCCAUAAUCAAUGCAUUAGCUCUGGACUCUUGGGAACUAGUGUUCUAUGCUGGUGGUAGAGACGGAAAUGUAUAUACUGCUGCACUAAAUGCUAGUACCUUGGACAAAAGUGAUUGGCCUCACAUUAUAGGCUCUUUUCCUAGUCAAAGCAAUGCUGUGACUUCCUUAGCAUACAGUGGCAGUAGGAACAAGUUGCUUGCUGGAUUGGAUGAUGGAUUCAUUCGAGUUUGGGAUCCCAAGACACGUAACUUUGUUUGCACAUUCAAACAAGCAAAAGGUCCCGUGAAUAAUAUCCUAGUCAUGAAGCGACCUCAAUGCGUAAAUCCUUGGAUGUCAGCAUUUACUUUACUGCUUGAUAAAGGAGGGCCGAAAUCAUUGCUACCACCUCCCAAACUGCAGAAAUACCCAAACUUGACAGAUGACCUCUCACUCACUCAUGCAGUCAUUAACCUGCCGCGGAUUUACAAUAAUCCUCUCGCAGUAUGUUCUUUCACCCUUCAAAUGAUUGACGGUCAACUUAAAGGACCUGAGCAGAAUGAUUCUUCAGUGGUGGCGAAGAUUGAAGUGGAGAAGCUGAAACAUGAUUGUGCAGAGUAUAAGCAAAUGCUUGAUAAGUGGAAGAGGAGGUAUGAUGCUCUGCAUGAAUUCUGCAUGGACGAGUUGUUGGCGGGAGAUAGACCCCCCAAAAGGUUGGUCAGGCCUUUGAGUAGUGAUCACAAAAGUAAAUCAUUUGGGGGAAACUCGGGCUAGAGUUUUUAUAGUAGUAGUUUGUUUCGCUUCAUCUCUCGUCUGAUGAUUGCAGUUUAUUUACAACAAGUUAUGCUCGUGUGUUGAGAGGAAAUGUUGUUGGCAGGAAAUAGAACCCCCUAAAAGGUUGGUCAGGCAUUUGAGUAGUGAUCUUUGAGUAGUGAUCUCAAAGGUAAUUCAUUUGGGGAAAACUCGGGCUAGAGUUUCUAUAGUAGUACGUUUCGCUUCAUCUCUGUUCUGGUCAUUGCAGUUUAUUUACAUCAAAUUAUGCGUGUGUUGAGAGGAAAUUUCUGCCUAUCGCCAAAUUAAUAUGUGAAGAUAUAUGACUUUUUACCAGUGAAAAUACGGUAUAUAUAAAAUAUGUAUGGGU